AAUUUUUCUCGCUCUCCGCCAUUGUUGUUUUGUCGACAAAUUCUACUUUGGUGUUACUCAGUGUUUCGUAGAAUUUGAUGAAUUAUUUGUGAUUCAAUUAGCUUUACGAUUAUCUAAUAAAUAUUACUACCACUUAUGAAUAUUGCCAAAAAAUAUUGUACUACACAGCAAUUUCAAGGCUAUUAGAACAUAAUCAAUAGGAACAUUCCAGCUAUCAACAAAGGGUGUUCACUGUGUAUUUAAAUUUUACUUGAUUGCAGUAAUUUGGUUAGAAAGGCAGCAGGAUGACUUCGGGACCCUACAACUACUCCUAUAUAUUUAAAUACAUCAUAAUUGGAGAUAUGGGAGUUGGCAAGUCUUGCCUCUUACAUCAGUUUACAGAGAAAAAAUUUAUGGCUGACUGCCCCCAUACCAUUGGAGUUGAAUUUGGCACAAGGAUCAUUGAAGUUGCUGGUCAGAAAAUUAAGCUUCAAAUUUGGGAUACUGCUGGACAAGAACGGUUUAGAGCUGUGACUAGGUCUUACUACAGGGGUGCUGCGGGGGCACUCAUGGUCUAUGACAUCACUAGGAGAUCUACUUACAACCACUUGAGCAGUUGGCUGACUGACACACGAAAUUUAACCAACCCCAGUACUGUGAUAUUUUUAAUUGGAAACAAGUCAGAUUUGGAUGGCCAGAGAGAUGUGACAUAUGAGGAAGCUAAACAGUUUGCUGAUGAAAAUGGGCUUAUGUUUGUAGAAGCUAGUGCUAAAACAGGACAAAAUGUAGAGGAGGCUUUUCUGGAGACAGCCAAGAAAAUUUACCAAAGUAUUCAAGACGGGCGGCUGGAUCUGAACGCGGCGGAGUCGGGCGUGCAGCACAAGCCCGCGGCGCCGGGCCGCCCGCUGGCCGCGCCGCCGCAGGCCAAGGACAACUGCGCCUGCUAACUGAACCCCCACACUUCAUUACAUACUAAUAUAUUGUACCGUGUAAGAUCAUUAGACUAAUUAAUAACAUAGUAUUCUUAUUUGUUAUAUUGGCGCUGUUAAGUCCCUUCUGAUGCUUUUCCGCGUGUGUUAGUUGUCAGUUAACACUGUCUCUACUGAGGGUCUUGUGACCAAGUGUUGGGUUUUAAUGUAUUUUUUAUAAUAUCAGAUAGGUUGAGUCUGAUGUGGACUUAACCGUGUCAUAUGCGAUUGAAUUAUCAGUGUUUUGUGUUGUCACAUAAUGUCUGUACUCUGUACAUUCCACAUCCACUCGCCGGAACUGGGUCUAGCCCAAGUAAUAGGUAUGUCCUGAGCAUGUUUUAGCUCAGUAUUAAAGCAAUUUAUUAUUGGCGAUGGUUUAUAAAAUUAUAGAGUAUAUAUUCAAAUAAGCUGUAUAUCAAAAAGGCUUGGGUAAAUUGUGUUAGGCUGGCAUGACAAAAUAUAUAAUGUAUCAAUGACUUUUAUACACAUCAUAUCAUGGAUAAUAAGUGGUUAAAACAUAGUUCUGGUCCGGAACUAAUGAAAUGGCAUCUAUAAUAAACCCAAAAGAAGUCUGUCUAGGAUAAACUGGUCAAAAAUAUAGAUUAUAAUAAUAUUUUUAUGUGUGACCAGUUUAUAUCUUUUGCAGGCUUAUCCUGGGUUUAGUAUAUUAUAUUUGGAAGUGUAAUUAUAAAAGUGCAAAUUUAAUCAUUGUACUACAAAGACUAAAAUUACAUGCAAACUGUUACCUACAUAAUGAUAAUGCAUUUGGGUAGAGCAUCUAGAGUUACAAGGUACCUUGAGUUAGAAAGCUUACCCACACUAAUGAUUUUUGCGAUACACAGUAAAGUCGUCUUGUCUAUCGAGGAUUGUCACUGUAAAAAUAAACCCACUAGAAGUAUACCUAUAAAAUCCAAAAAAAAGUUUUACCUAUAAUAUAGUUAAUGUAGAGGUGUUAUGUUAUAAAUAUUAAUAUUAAUGUACGUAUAUUUAUUUUGUUAAGUCAUCAUAUUAUUAUUGUUUUAUUGUACUGCAUCGAAAAUAUGUGCCGGUGUUUAUACUGUAAAAUAUUAAAUUUUGUAAAAAGAUUUUAUGUUUCACAACCUAAAAGUAGGUACUCACGAACUAGAAGUAUUAUAAUUAUUCUUAUCCAGCUAUACUAACAAAAUUAUAAAACAUGUAAGUACCUAUUUAUUAUUCAUAUGACUUCGUGUGUGGUGUGCCAGACACGCCCGCACCGGCACAUCAUUUACGCAGUAGUACUUUUGUAUGUUAUAUUGUAAAUUAUAUUAAGCAAAAUUUAAUAAUAUUGGAAACAAUAAAAAAACAUUUGUGCA
Molecule: messenger RNA, 2281 nt
Organism: Plutella xylostella (diamondback moth)
Lineage: Eukaryota; Metazoa; Arthropoda; Insecta; Lepidoptera; Plutellidae
Gene: Rab14
Product: RAS oncogene family member Rab14
Biological process (GO): phagosome maturation; Golgi to endosome transport; defense response to bacterium
Cellular component (GO): recycling endosome; phagocytic vesicle; trans-Golgi network
Molecular function (GO): GTPase activity; GTP binding
Source: RefSeq, a predicted model, not a curated record